CCUCGAUCUGACCUUCUCUUCAAUCGCAUCCGCCCGCGUCGUCUCGUCACCCCCGUUGUGGUCGCCUGGGAAGAGGAGGGAGGCCAGCUUGCCGCUAGGGUUAGGGUUUCGGGCGGGAGGGACAGAGGCGGGGCUGCAGCCAUGGCGCUCAAGUUCCUGAACAAGAAGGGAUGGCACACGGGGUCCCUCCGCAACAUCGAGCGGGUAUGGAAGGCGGAGCAGGCGGAGGAGGCGGAGCGCCGCAAGACGGAGGAGCUCAAGAAGCAGGUCGCGGCCGAGAGGGAGAAGGCCGAGUUCCGGGCCAUGCAGGAGCGCGCCGGCCUCAGGCCGGCGCAGGAGAGGCUCGACUUCCUCUACGAGUCGGGGUUGGCCGUCGGCAAGAGCUCCGAAGGGUUCCAGGCGCUGCAGCAAUCUGCACCGGGGGCAGCUGCCGCGUCCACUUCUGCACAGGCGAGUGCGGCUGAUUCUUCCAAGGCAGCUACACCGGGAGCUUUAUUUGAGGAUAAACCCCAAUCUGCAAAUGAUACAUGGAGAAAACUCCACUCUGAUCCUCUACUCCUAAUAAGGCAGCGGGAGCAGGAUGCGAUUUCAAGGAUUAAAAACAAUCCAAUCAAGAUGGCCGAGAUAAAGAAAUCUGUUGAAGCUGAGAAAAAGCAAAAAGAAGAGAAGAAAGCGAAGAAAAAGCACAAGAAGCAUCACCACCAUAAGUCAAAGAGUAAGAGGCAUCACUCAGAUGAGAAUUCUGAUUCAGAUGAAAUAAGUGAUGGCAAAGAUGAGAGAAGGAAGAGGUCUCAUUCUUCUCUUCAUAAGAAAGAAGAGAACAUGUCCAGGCAUAAGAAGCAGCACAGAGAAGAUUCAUCAGAUUCAGACGAUGAACCGCAGAGAAGAAAGCAGGAUGUAUCAGAAAAUGAUGAACCGAGGAGAAGACUACAUGACGACAAUGAACCGAGGAGAAGAUGGCAGGAUGACGUUGAACCGAGGAGAAGACUGCAUGACGACGAUGAACCGAGAAGAUGGCAGGAUGACGUUGAACCGAGGAGAAGAAGACAGGAUGAUGGUGAAUCAAGGAGAAGAUGGCAGGACGACGAUGAACUAAGGGGAAGACGGCAGGUUGAUGAGAAACCAAGGGAAAGAAGCUACGUUAAUCGUCCAAGAUAUGACCGCUCUGACGCUGAUGAUAGGAGGAGACACCAUUCACCUCGAGACACUAAGCCCAAAAGAGUGGAUGAUGGCCACAAAACUGGAAAUUCCACUUCUGAACACCAUUCCCGCUCUGAACAAGGCUCUGGCGAGCAGACAAGGCAAGAGAGCGAACAUGACAGGAAUAGUGGUCCUUCAUUGAACCGACGACGCGGUGGUGUCCACCAUAUGUCAGAAGAGGAGAGGUUAGCUCGUCUGCACCAGAUGCAGGCUGACGCUGAGGUCCACGAGGAGCAGAGAUGGAAGAGGCUCAAGAAAGCUGCAGACGACGAUGCUAAAGAGGCAACAACUGUGAAUGCAAACCAGUUCAAAGGGAAGAACUUCUUGGAAGAUGAAAAGAAGAGCAUAUUUGGAACAGAUAAGGGUGGCAGUGCCACGAUUGAAGAGAGCAUCAGGCGCCGCGCUUUCUACUCGCAGGGUGGGCGUGAUGCCGAGGGCAAUGCCUUCAGGCGGUGAAUAUAUUGUUUUGUUGUUUGCUGCCUUGUUGGACUCAUCUUGCCGUCGUGUUCGUUUUAUUAUUGUACGUGAAAGUUGAGAACUAUGUACAACAAUUUCUCAAUAACAGCAAUUUUAUAUGCAACUUCAAAUUUUUGAUACAGAAUUUGGCCUAAACUGCACCGAAGAGUGAUUGCCUC
Zea mays is the source of this 1835-nucleotide messenger RNA. RefSeq names its product CBF1-interacting co-repressor CIR N-terminal. Lineage: Eukaryota; Viridiplantae; Streptophyta; Magnoliopsida; Poales; Poaceae. The coding region runs from base 142 to 1656 and encodes 504 amino acids. The record is from RefSeq and is marked predicted. The transcript has 4 exons. Gene Ontology annotation, biological process: mRNA splicing, via spliceosome. Gene Ontology annotation, cellular component: U2-type spliceosomal complex.